AUGUAUCGUGAUGGCAAGGGUCCAAAUGUUAAAGAUAUUCAAAGGGCUAUGUUUAAUUCUUUUCGUUGUAGUCCAAGCUAUUGGAAAUGUUGGAAGGGAGGUGAGGUUGCCAAGGAAAUGGUCCGAGGGACAGCGGAGAACGGAUAUUCAUGUUUAUCGACUUUUUCCUACAUGUUCGAGACACUUAAUGUUGGUUCUAGCUAUUUUAUCAUGGUAAACAAGGAUAGUCAUAGGUUCACGUAUUAUUUAUUGACCUUUGGUGCUUGCAUUAAGGGAUUUGCCCACAUGAGAAAGGUAAUUGCGGUUGAUGGCACUCAUUUACAUGGUAAAUACGAGGGCGCUUUGUUGAGCGUUGUUGCACAAGAUACGGAAAACCAUGUUUAUCCAAUUGUUUUUUGUGUCGUGGACAAAGAGAAUGAUGCAUCUUGGACAUUCUUCUUUGAGAAAUUGAAGGAGAUUGUGGUCGAUGAACCAGAUUUGUGCUUUAUCUUCGAUAGACACAAGAGCAUCGCCAAUGGUAUUGUGAAUGUUUACAAUCAUGCUCACUACGGAUAUUGUAUGAGGCACCUUGGUGAAAAUCUUUAUCUUUACUACAAUGCGGCAAAGGCUUAUUCUUUGGAGGAGUUUGACAAUAAUUUUGUAGAAUUCAAGAAAAAAUUCUCCGUGGUAGCUAUCAUCCUUGAGUAUGAUAUUGGUUUUGAGAAGUGGAGUAGGGCACAUUUUCCUGGCAAUAGAUAUGAUGUGAUGACUACAAAUAUUGCCGAGUCACCCAAUCCUAUGUUGAUAGACGAAAGGGAGUAUCCCGUGGCAUUAAUAUUUAAUUCGAUUGCUAAGAGGUUUAGAGAAUUGUCCAGGGAGAGGUGGCUUGAAAAUGAAUCAUCAACGAGUAGCCCAUCAAAUUUUCAAGGUGUUGCCAAAUUUGAAUUAUUAAGAAAGCUACGGCAAUCCGAAGAAAAUAGGGAUUUGCUAAUGACUUUCUUAAAAAAAGCCGAAGAGCAGAGGAAUCACUUGAAAGUGUUGCUAAAAGAUGUUGAAGGAGAUAGAGAUCAACUAAAAGAAAGAUUGAUUUUGGCAGAAGAAAAAGAAAAAUGCCUAAAAACUGUAUUGUGUGGUUUAUUUUUGGUGUUUGCUUUUUGA
This is a messenger RNA of Solanum verrucosum, 1137 nucleotides long. RefSeq lists its product as uncharacterized. NCBI's taxonomy places the organism in Eukaryota, Viridiplantae, Streptophyta, Magnoliopsida, Solanales, Solanaceae. The coding region runs from base 1 to 1137 and encodes 378 amino acids. The transcript is spliced from 2 exons. The record is from RefSeq and is a predicted model, not a curated record.